AUGGCCACUUCACUCAACGCUAGCCUUCAAGCAACCCUUACUUCUCUCGGGGAAAACAUCCCUGAGCCUGCUUUUAAAAUCAUCUCUGAAGCAAAGGCCAACGUCGAGAAAGAAUUCGACGUCAAGUCUACAAUCCAGCCUGGCCAAAAACUCCCCGAAUUUACCCUCCAAAAUGCCAGUGGAGUGUCCGUUAACAGUGCCGACCUCCUGGCUAAGGGACCGCUUCUCAUUGUUUUCUACCGCGGCGGCUGGUGCCCCUUUUGCAACCUCACACUGAGGGCUUAUCAGCAGCGCCUGGAAGAUUUCAAGGCAAAGGGUGUUACCCUCGUGGCCAUUACGCCGGAACAGCCUGAUUCUUCGCUUUCCACUGCGGAAAAGAAUGAACUUCAAUUCCCCGUGCUGACUGACGAUGGCCUCCAGCUUGCUCGCAAGUUGAACAUUACCUGGGAGCAGCCACAAGAUUUGGUGGAUCUUUCGACUGGCAUGGGAUCUGAUCUUCACAAGCGUCACGGCAAUGAUUCGAACGCCAUGGUAGUUCCGACUACGCUGCUGGUUGACCAGAAGGGCGCUGUUAAGAACAUUUAUGCGGAAGCGGAUUGGACAAAGAGACUGGAGCCUCAGGAGGCAGUGAACUGGGUGAAUGCACUAUAA
This is a messenger RNA of Trichoderma gamsii, 651 nucleotides long. RefSeq lists its product as hypothetical. Lineage: Eukaryota; Fungi; Ascomycota; Sordariomycetes; Hypocreales; Hypocreaceae. The coding region runs from base 1 to 651 and encodes 216 amino acids. Gene Ontology annotation, molecular function: thioredoxin peroxidase activity. Gene Ontology annotation, biological process: cell redox homeostasis; cellular response to oxidative stress. Gene Ontology annotation, cellular component: cytoplasm. The transcript has a single exon. The record is from RefSeq and is a predicted model, not a curated record.